This is a messenger RNA of Mauremys mutica (yellowpond turtle), 2376 nucleotides long. It is a transcript of the gene NXN, whose product is annotated as nucleoredoxin. Bases 16 to 1296 code for a protein of 426 amino acids. The transcript is spliced from 8 exons. Gene Ontology annotation, molecular function: thioredoxin-disulfide reductase (NADPH) activity. Lineage: Eukaryota; Metazoa; Chordata; Testudines; Geoemydidae. The record is from RefSeq and is a predicted model, not a curated record.
GGCGGCGCUGGGGGCAUGGCGGGCGCGCUGGCGGAGGUGCUGGGCGAGGUGCUGGUGGCCCCGGACGGGGAGGAGGUGGCGGUAGCGGCGCUGGCCGCCCGCGGGGUCUCGCUGGUCGGGCUCUACUUCGGCUGCAGCCUGAGCGGCCCCUGCGCGCAGGUCGGCGCCAGCCUGGCCGCCUUCUACGGGCGCUUCAGGGGGGAGACGGCGGCCGGGGCCGGGGCUGGGGCCGGGGCGCAGCGGCUCGAGAUCGUCUUCGUGUCGGCGGAGCAGGAGCAGCAGCAGUGGCAGGAGGCCGUGCGGGCCAUGCCCUGGCUGGCGCUGCCCUUCGCCGACAAGCGCCGCAAGCUAAAACUAUGGAACAAAUACAGAGUCUCCAACAUUCCAUCGCUGAUAUUUAUAGAUGCUUCCACGGGGAAGGUUGUGUGCAGAAACGGCUUGCUGGUGAUCCGGGAUGACCCAGAAGGGCUGGAGUUCCCCUGGGGACCAAAACCCUUCAGUGAAGUUGUUGCAGGGCCUCUGCUCAGAAACAAGGGCCAGUCGCUGGACAGCACCGCUCUGGAGGGCUCUCACGUGGGGGUCUAUUUCUCUGCGCACUGGUGCCCCCCCUGCCGAAGCCUCACGAGGGUCUUGGUGGAGUCCUACCGGAAAAUCAAGGAGGCGGGGCAGAAAUUUGAGAUUGUCUUCGUUAGCGCAGACAGGUCAGAGGACUCUUUCAAGCAGUAUUUCAGCGAGAUGCCCUGGCUGGCUGUGCCAUACGCUGACGAAGCCAGAAGAUCGCGUCUCAACCGGCUCUACGGCAUCCAAGGCAUCCCCACGCUUAUCGUCCUGGACGCCAAGGGAGACGUGAUCACGCGGCAGGGGCGAGUGGAAGUGCUGAAUGACACUGAAUGCCGAGAGUUCCCCUGGCAUCCCAAGCCUGUGCUGGAGCUGACAGACUCCAAUGCCGUCCAGCUGAAUGAGGGCCCGUGCCUCGUUCUCUUUGUAGAUUCAGAGGAUGACGGGGAGUCGGAGGCAGCUAAACAACUGAUUCAGCCGAUAGCAGAAAAAAUCAUUGCCAAGUACAAAGCCAAAGACGAGGAGGCGCCACUGCUGUUCUUUGUGGCAGGAGAGGAUGACAUGACUGACUCCCUGCGGGAUUACACCAACCUGCCCGAAGCAGCGCCCCUGCUCACCAUCCUGGACAUGUCAGCCAGAGCCAAGUACGUGAUGGACGUCGAGGAAAUCACUCCUGAGAUUGUGGAAGCCUUUGUGAGCGACUUUCUAGCGGACAAGCUAAAACCUGAACCCAUCUGAGGGGCUUUCAGCACCGACAGACGUUAUUUAAAACUAGGUCUCUUCCUCCGCUAGCAGAGUGCUCAGCGUGUUCUCUCGCACGACCCAGUACCCAGCCUUCCUGUGGUGCCUUGUUUUACGCAAUGAAUCCUCCUCCUAAGCAGGCUCCUGGAGAUGCACUUUCAGCAGGGAGUCGCUGGCAUUUGGAGACUUUGCUUGUGCUUCAUGGUGAUAUAUUCUCUAAUAACCAGGCCAGGACUGUUACCGUAUCGUUAUUUUAUACACGGCACUAGCUAGCAGGCAAACGUUUGCAUGGUGUUCUUGCCAACUUAAGCAUCAGGCAGUGGACUGGGGUUCUCGGGGCUCUUAUAUUACACUCCUCUUCACCCUUCUCUCCUCUGCCCACCCCUUCCCAGACAGACAGUGCCAAUGAAGCAAUAAGAGAAUUCUCCUUUGCCACCCAACCUCCUUUCCCUCGUCAGUCUCAGUGAGCCCACAGUGCCAAGUCGAAGUGUAACUGCUGAAAAGCUCAAUGCGGAUUGGUCAUGAUGCAGCAAAGGUCUUCCUCCUAGUUCAAGAACUCCUGUUUCUAGGUUGUAUUUACCCUCCCGCCACCUCCACACCAAACACACAGCAGCCUUAGUUAAGUGUCAGUCAUAUGCAUUUGGGGGAAAUCCCACGUAUCCCCCAGACACCCCCCAACCCCGAGCGAAAAGGAGAAACAAUGCAGGGCUGCCCUGAUCCUCCUCUGCUCUUCUGACAUUUUCUCAUUCUCUCUUGCCCUUUUCUGUCCUCUCCCCUGCUCCUUGGUAUGAAAUGUCCUCCCCCUACAUUAGUUGAUUAAGAUGUUCCUUGUAGCUGUUUCCCAAGCCCAGCCUUGAUGGUGCUGUUCUAAACACAACCCCAAGCAGCUCAGCUGAGCCCCCAGAAAAUUGAGGUUGUAAAAACUGUACAUGGUGAUUGGAACUUUGUAAUAAAAUGGUUACAGUCACCGGGUUCCUGGAGGUGCAGAUUCCUCACAACAAAGCCAUCGUUAUGUCUGGGGUGAGGGUUUGGAGAUGGGCCCGGCGGGAGGCAGGGCUGAGGGAGAAACAUGUCUGG